AUGCAAAUCGCUCUAGAUGAAAGCACCAAGGAAACGUCUCGGCAACGAGGCCCAGGUCUUCUUCUCCACGGGCUCGGGCUCGUCAAUCUGGAGGUCCAUUUGGUCCAAGGGCACGUACAUGCGCCAGUCGCGGGUGCCGAUCUUCCAGCCCAGGUACAGAACGACGGUGACGGGCGCGGCCAGAUCUGGGGGGUAACUUACGUAGAGAGCGUUGUAGAAGGUGGCCAUGAGGGCAAUGACGGAGAGGAAGAUACCGAUGUAGCUUCCAAUAACACCGUAGGGGCUCUUGAAGGGAAUGAGCUCGGUAGAGAUGCCCUGGACCUUGAAGGCAGCGCGCAUGCGAAUAUGGGCCAGGCAGACGGUUCCCCAGACCAGCAGGUAGGCGAGACCAGUGAGAGCCAAGAGCCAGCCGAAGACAUCACCGCUCUUGCCGGACUCGCCAAUGAAGGCCAGGAGACCGAAUGCGAGCUGGAUGAGAAUGCACCAGAGGGGACGACCCUUGGAGUCGACGUAGGCGAGGAACCUGGGGGCCAUACCGCGCUGGGCCAUGGCCUGCAUGGUGCGGGUAGAUCCGAAGGUGCAGGAGUUGGCGACACUGAGGACGGAGAUGGUGAUGACGGCGUUGAAGAUGGAGGGGAGGACCUUGAUGCCAGCGUCCUGGAUGGCAAGGACGAAGGGGGAGGCCUUGGUGUUGGCACCGCUGGAGCCCAGCAGACGGGUGUCGUCAGAGGGGAGGAUGAGGCCGAGGAUGAAGAGGUUGAUGAUGUAGAACAGGGCAAUUCGGAAGAAGACCUGCUUGCUAGCCUGGGGGAUGGACUUGCGGGGAGUGGCAGACUCAGCAGCGGCGAGACCAACCAUCUCAGUACCACCGAAGGCGAAGGCGGCAACGACGAAGACGGAGCAGAAUCCAGUGAAGCCGUUGCGGAAAGCGCCAGGCUCGACCCAGUACUUGCCGCCGAUGUAGCCCUUGUCGCCGGCGCCGCCGCAGUUGAUGACGAUACCGAGGAUCAUGAAGCCAAUGCAGGCGAGGAUCUUGAUGAGGGAGAGGACGAACUCUACUUCACCGUCGCGCUGGAGGACACCUCCAGUGGUAGGCUCGCUGUUGCCUUGGGUCUCAUCGACCUUGGUCACAACGGCAGCAUCCUUCUCAAUGUCGCUGGAGCUGCCGUUGACUGGCGCUUGGGAAGCCAUCUUGGCGAAGAGGUUGAUCCCCUUGUUGUGGAGGAGGAUUGGUAG
Messenger RNA from Clonostachys byssicola, 1236 nucleotides. Lineage: Eukaryota; Fungi; Ascomycota; Sordariomycetes; Hypocreales; Bionectriaceae. The record is from the annotation of a GenBank genome assembly.